ACUUCCGGGAACUAUUGAGAGGCCCCAUGAUCCGCCAAUGCUGGAGGAAAAAAAAAAAAGGUCCAUUGGAGUGAACGGAGUUGUCUCGACUCUCACUGGUGUUGUGUUAGACAUGUGACGUCAGCGGGUCAGAGGCCACGGUCAGUUAGCAAGUGGACAGACCAAAGUCCAACAGUUCCCACCUGACACUGAAUGCGUCCUGACUGCGUCUUCCUCCUGUGACAACCUUCCACGCGCCUCUACAUAUACAAGUACUCACAUGAGACUUCCUCUCUGCUCCUUUAGCAUCUUCAGAAGUCUACUCACCCAAAGGCAAACGGCGAGCCCACAGCGGCGAGGCCUGAGCGGCGCAGCCAUGCGUCUUGUGCAGUUUCAUCGCCAUGGCGACGGAGGAGGAGGCAUCAGAGUGGGAGUGGAGCAGGGCGAAGGGCUCGGCGUGGUGGACCUGAAGGCGUUUGACCCCUCCAUGCCCUCGACAGUGAGAGAGCUGCUGGAGCUGGGAGAUGAGGGUCUGCAGUGUGCACAGAGAGCCCUGGCGUCCGGUCGGUGUGUGUUGGAGCGAUCGGACAUCCAACUGCUGUCUCCCGUGUCGGCCCCAGAGAAGGUGGUGUGUGUGGGUAUGAAUUACCGCGACCACUGUCUGGAGCAGAACGCCCCGAUCCCCGAAGAACCCAUCAUCUUCAGCAAGUUCCCCAGCGCCAUCACGGGGCCAUACGACGACAUCGCACUGCCCUCAGAGAGCCAGGAGGUGGACUGGGAGGUGGAGCUGGCCUUUGUGAUUGGACGCAGAGGAAAACACAUCAAGGAGGAAGACGCUCUCUCCUAUGUGGCCGGGUUCACUGUGGCCAAUGACGUCAGCGCGCGUGACUGGCAGAUGAAACGCAACGGGAAGCAGUGGCUGCUGGGAAAAACGUUCGACAGCUUCUGUCCUCUCGGACCCGCCUUAGUGACCACCGACGCUGUGACAGAUCCUCACAACCUGGGAAUCCGCUGCCUAGUUAACGGAGACACAGUGCAGAGCAGCAACACGGACCAGAUGAUCUUCAAGACAGCGGCGCUGGUCGCCUGGGUCUCCAAGUUUGUGACAUUGACUCCAGGAGACGUGUUCCUGACGGGCACUCCUCCAGGCGUGGGUGUGUUCAGAAAGCCGCCUGUCUUUCUCAAGAAAGGAGACAUUGUGGAGUGUCAGAUAGACCAGUUGGGCUCUAUAAUCAACAAAGUGGUCUAAACCCCGACAACAACUGCUGCUGCGAUCACCAACAGUCCACAAAUGAAUGAAUUGCAGCCGUUAAAUAAAUAACCUGUAUUUACUGAUCGGUUACACAAAGAAUCACUAUUUACAGUUAUUGUACUAAUCCAGCUUGAUUUUGUGACGACGUCCAAAACGGGUGUUGUGCUUCUGAUGCUACGCUCGUGGCGAGGGAGGAAAACGUGAUCAUUUUUAGAACAUGGAACAGUGUAAUUACGUGACUCAAUGUGGUGUUUGCAGCUAACCCCCCCAACAAUCAUCAGCUGCUGUAGAAUUACCCUCGUUCGCAGCCACCCACUCACGCUGCAGAAACUGAAACUCCCGACGUAUUCCAAUAUAUGAAAAAGAAAAGAUAUUUCUAAUCACGUUUAAUGGUCACGAUGAUAAAUCGCAUGUUAAACUUUUCUUCUCACUCAAAUCGAACAGAAACAUUCUCACGGAAAAGACAAACUUCAAGUGGUGCGGAAAAUUCAAUGAAAUUAAUAAUAAGUAUACUGUCUUCAAUAUUUCUCCACUGAAUUGCCUGAGAGAAAACGCCAUAUAAUGACUUCGAUCUUGGCUUUGAUUCAUGUACCUGCCAUCUUCAGAAAUCCCAUUUACAUUUCUUGAUACAGCGCUGACGUGAUGUGAAACCUGGUAAUUAUAUUUGUCUGUCGAUUCACCUGAUAACGUGAGGAGUUACAUUUGUUUGUCAAAGAAUUUUUUUCCCUAAAGCAGCAGCAUUCUAGGUCUUGCUCGAGGACACAAGAAGCUCGGCAUUAAACUACCAACCCCUUUAUCUUUUCUCCACAAUGUGCAACAAGGCUUCUUUGUAGAUGUGGAAAUACAAAGAAUGUUUAGACUUUUAA
Molecule: messenger RNA, 2097 nt
Organism: Scophthalmus maximus (turbot)
Lineage: Eukaryota; Metazoa; Chordata; Actinopteri; Pleuronectiformes; Scophthalmidae
Gene: fahd2a
Product: fumarylacetoacetate hydrolase domain containing 2A
Exons: 8
Coding region: 260-1228 (322 amino acids)
Molecular function (GO): hydro-lyase activity
Source: RefSeq, a predicted model, not a curated record